Molecule: messenger RNA, 1055 nt
Organism: Coccidioides immitis RS
Lineage: Eukaryota; Fungi; Ascomycota; Eurotiomycetes; Onygenales; Onygenaceae
Exons: 1
Coding region: 1-816 (271 amino acids)
Source: RefSeq, a predicted model, not a curated record
AUGGCCCAGUUUACCCCUGAACAAAGCCUUUAUAUUAGCACCAUAGAGGUGCUAAGCAAGGCAAACAGCGCGGAUCCUUCUGGUCUUGAUCCAUAUGUUCGUGAUGAAUCACCAGUGUCGCCGCUUGGGGAACCGUUCGCUUGGCCCUCCACGUCGACAGGCCCGGAUGACACGCCGAACGAAAACAAAAAUCGUGGGAGCCCAUCGGAUUCGAAUCGAAGAAACUCAUUUAUCUGUCGCAACUGUGGUUUCUACAACGGCAGAUCCAACAGAUCGAGCCCUAUUUCUUCCCCACCACCGAGCCCGCCUCCCCCUCCGCCGCCGCCCAAGUCACCGCCUCGACAGCUACGAUACUCGUACCUACAUCAACAGCUGCCACAACAAUACCAAGUGCAAGAAGGUCCCAGUCCACAGCAGUUACCGCCAGAGCCGCAACCACAGACGCAGCCACAAAGGCAGUCAAGGUUUUACGCGAACCUGGCUCCCCGCACAGAACCGGCGCGGCAUUCCACAUACAUCCCCACCUACUCGGGAAGCACAUCGUAUCCCAACAUAAACGGCGAUGACCUGGCUUUGUUUUCGCAGUCAAUGCUACACCUGUUUCCUGGUGCGCAAAGCACUUCUGGGCGACCUGCCACAACGUCAUUUGAAACGUGCAAUCAGAGCCUUUGCAGCCCGCGAAAAUUGGUAAAACGUCGAAAGAAUGAGCGAGAUGGGGUUCCUCCUCAAGAAAAAAGGCAUUCGACUAGCUUUUUGGGUAGCUUCGCAAAAAUUUUCGGGACGCGGAGAAACACAGAGAACGGCAAGGAAGGUUGAUCAUUGGUCGAAGGCGAACAUAGUCACAGUAUCUAGAGAGAAGACUCUCAUUUCUCAGAAGGAUUGAGUUUGGGUGGUGGUGUCAAUUCUUUCUAAUGUCGCUUGCGUGUCCCGGAGUGAGCAAUUUUUCCAUACUUUCCUUCCUUGAAGCCACUUUGCUGUUCUGUUUCCCAAUGGAUUAUACAGGUUGCUAUUUUAGUUGUUGCAGGUGAAUCACCCAGUUACAACAUACAUGCCAU